AUGGCCAAGAAGAACAAGCCUCAACGCGUCAGUGUCACGCGCCCCGGCACGAAAUCCAGACGUUCCCAAAUGAAUUCUCAUGAUAAAGACGGUGCACCUCCCUCGCCCCCGCCCACCAACCCUGAGACCGUACCACCUUCGGGACAUGACGAUAUUGAGGAAGAGGAUGACGACGAGGAUACAGAUGAUACCGACCAAGACUCGGACAUGCCCCUACGCCAAGACACUCAGGGUGCCGUAACAGCCCUGUCCCCACCCAAACCUAUUUUCAAUCCGCGUAUUAAAGCUGUCCCCGAGAAACUUCAGUUUUAUCUUCAGCCCAACGCGAAUUUAGAAAAAAAACCUAGUACAAUGGCUACCUUACUUGCGAUGAUACAACAUUUCUUCCCUUCGUAUAAACCCCCGAGUCGCCACUCAAAAGCAUUCUUGAUCCGUGCCUAUACUGAAAAAGUGGUCCCCAUCAUUUUGGUAUACAUCAAUUCAAUUACCGCGGAGAAGGAAGAAAGUGGAGACGUCGAGAUGGCAGGCCAAGAAAAUCUCAAUCUACUACCUCUAACGGGACUCAAUCCAUACAACUCGAAUAUCACGAUAGACAUAAUCCUCGAUUUAAUAACUAAACAAUACGGAUCAAAGCUUCAAAUCCCGGACAAAGUGAACAAAGCGUCUGCGAUUGGCUUCUAUCACAAGUAUCUCUGUCCCGCUCCCACCGGCGGUUACCCUGCGCCCUUCACAACCUAUCCCCAUCCUGUUCCAAUGCCGUACCACAAAUUGCUCAAUCGCGGUGAACUACGAUACAGCCUUCAAUGGCAUUGUCCGAACGUCUUCGUGCCUAUCAACCCUGCCAAGACGUCCCUCGAAGGAGUUUAUGCGCAAUUCCUCCACCCAACCACAAAGUUCCACCCAACCGCAAAGUUCCACCCAACCGCAAAGCUCCACCCAAUCACCAAGUUCAACCCAAACACCAAGUUAGCUCCACCCGAUCUGCAAAGCGCCACCCAAUCUGCAACGCUCAACCCUAUCUGCAUAAGCCACCCGAUCGCCAAGUCACCUGCGUCCUAUCUGGACUGCUCGUUACCAAUCACGCGACGUCAUCAACUUGAAGAUCAGGCGGCGAGUGAGGCACUGUCCUCAGUUACUAACCCCGAAAGUUCACCUGUCGACGAGGUUAAUUCAUUCGAAGACCGCGUCAAUCAAGAGCGGGGUUAUGGACGCAUCGCUGUUUCGUCAACAGCGCGUCGUUCCCCCGUUAUUGAGGAUAAUUCAUUCGCAGACCGCGUCAAUCAAGAGCCGGAUGAGGCCCUGGCUUCCGUGACACAAGCUUUGACAUUGAAUCGGAUGGUUCCCGUUCCCGUUGAGCCUUCACAAGCAGUUUAUAAUUCAGCACAAUGGUUGAUCCCUACGUUUGAAUCAACACCGCCAGCUUUCACCUAUGCAGCGUUAAUUGCCACCAUGUUUGCGAUCCUCCGACCAAACUCAAACCACACCUGUGCUUGGCUCUUGAGAAGGCAGCGCGAUCUCAUUGAACUCACCCUAACGCACCAACUCAAGACCAGUUUGUCGCAUCGUCCACUGAAAUUUACCGAAAGGAAUGAUCUUGACAAACUGCCCCGCGAUGUUCGAAGUACAGUCAAACGACUCAAGCUUGACCCUAAAAUCUUCCUGCUGAACUGUUGUUCGAGGUGCUUUGCUACGUAUCCAACUGACCGAACCCCUGAACAUUGCUUCCAUAAGGCGGAUAACCUCGUAGAAAAAAAGGUGGCAUCCGAUGAUGACCAACCUGAGCAAUCUGACGACUCCAAUAGUGACCAGGGGUCCGUCGAUCCCGGGGAAGUCAAUGAAAAUUAUGAAUUUGGGCGGAGAGACAUCCCAGCCACGGAAAUAGCGGAGAUGGACGAGGAGGCUCUCUCAGAAUCCCGCGAAUCCGAGACUUUCGACGAAGAGGACGAAUAUUCUAGCGAAGAAGACUCCGAGGACUCCGCUUCUAGCGACGAAGAAUCCGCUUCUAACGACGAAGAAUCCGCUUCUAGCGAAGAAGAUGCAGAAGAUCACAUUCAUCCUCACGCUCCAGGGGCACACCAACCCAACUCCGCCCCUCCUGGGACAUUCCGGCUUUGUGAACACAACUUCGGCAGCAAUACAGCUUCUAGUGACUUUGACUGGGAUGGAGACCCUUCGACUUUAGCUGUGUCGGAAUUGUUUCCCGAGUCCCUCCGUUCAAAGAUCAAUUCACUCAAAGAUCUCGACAAUCCCAAAGCGUACACUCCCAAGCAUUCCGUUGAUCCCAUCCAUGAACAAAAACUGAGCAGUCAAGACUCUCAAAAACUAGCCGAUUACCUCAAUGCCAAGUCACAUACUAGGAGUUGGGUCGUGGCCAAUUCAUCAGCAUUUCUUCCACAAGAACGUCACUUUUUCUACGUGGGAGGCCAAUCCAAACAACAGCAUCAUUGCUGUGGAUCCUAA
Molecule: messenger RNA, 2460 nt
Organism: Puccinia triticina
Lineage: Eukaryota; Fungi; Basidiomycota; Pucciniomycetes; Pucciniales; Pucciniaceae
Exons: 9
Coding region: 1-2460 (819 amino acids)
Source: RefSeq, a predicted model, not a curated record